CGCGUUGAGAGGCAAAGGGGGAAGAGGGAGGCGCCGUGAUCGCGCCCGCCGUGUCCGCUGCCCGCCUGCCUGUUAGUGAGGAGUCAGGACUGACAGCCAGCUGUGGUGCGGCGACCGCGACAACAACCGCAGCUUUUAUUCCCCGCUGGAACCUUUACACCGUGUUUGGAGCCUCUCCUGUGUUGCCGACUCGAAGGGACACGACGCCCCCCCACCCCCAAAUAAAACCCAAACGGCAGUGUCGUUGGUGGUGCUAGCAAGCUAAAGACGAGCAUUCCUUCAACAUGAAUCCGCUGUGUAACAGAUGUAACCGAGUCGUCUACCCCACGGAAAAAGUCAAUUGUCUGGAUAAGUACUGGCAUAAAGGAUGCUUCACCUGCGAGGUCUGCAAAAUGACUCUAAACAUGACGAAUUACAGAGGUUUUGAAAAGAGACCAUACUGCAAUGCACACUACCCCAGGACAGGCUUCACCUGUGUGGCUGACACUCCAGAGAACAUCCGUCUCAAACAGCAGAGCAAGAUGCAAAGCCAGGCUCGCUACAGGGAGGAUUUUGAAAAGAACAAAGGGAAAUCUUUCACCGUGGUCACAGACACGCCAGAGCUGCAGAGACUUAAGAAAUCGCAGGACCAAGUCAGCAAUAUCAAGUACCAUGAGGAGUUUGAGAAGAGUAAGACUCCACAUCCGCAAGGCAAUCCCAGCCCAGCUGCUUUCCAGCCCAUGGCAGUCCCUCAGAACUACCACCGUGAUCCUCACCCUGAGCCUGUCUCCCAGGCGGCAGCUGCCCCGCCUCCCAGUGCUGCUGGGAAGCGGUACCGGGCGGUGUACGACUACGCCGCCGCCGACGAGGACGAGGUGUCCUUCAUGGACGGCGACGUGAUCGUGGACGUGCAGCAGAUCGACGUGGGCUGGAUGUACGGCCGCGUGGAGCGCACCGGCCAGCAGGGCAUGCUGCCCGCCAACUACGUGGAGGCCAUCUGAGAGGAGGAUGAGAAAGGAAGGAAAGGAUUUAAAAAAAAAAAAAAAAAGCCCAGUGCCAUCUCAUAUUAAAUGCCGCUUCUCUUAAUUUAACCUCAUUUGACCCUUUCCCCUUUCUCUCUCACUCUCUCUUUCUCUCCCUAACCUCAAGACUUCUUCUGUCCACUUUCUUGUCAGUCCGUGCUGAUGUCUGUCUCUAUUUGGGUGUGUCUCCUCAUCCCUCCAUCUCGUCACGCAGCUCCAUCCUCGCUACAGCACUUAACUUCCCCACCUCCAAGACAGAUCUUUCUUUCUUUCUUUAGCAGUUUUUUUUCUUUUCUGACUGGAACGUGUGUUUCAUCUCCAAACUCGACGCUCAAACACUUGUACAUUCCUUUGACCUCCGUCCCAUGGAGGAGUUUUUGAACUAUAUAUAUAUAUAUAUAUAUAUAUAUAUAUAUAUAUAUAUAUAUACUGUGUUAAUUGGAUUCUCCAGAGAAUAGUGCUCGAUACCGUGGUAGAGCGCAAUAUGUAUGUGUGGGAAAAAUCACAAGACUACUUCAUCUCUACAGAACUGUUUCAUGAGUGGUUCUCUCAAUCAUCAGGAGUUUUUUUUUUUUUUCCUGACGAUUGAGGGAACCCCUCAUGAAACAGUUCUGUAGAGAUGAAGUAGUCUUGUGAUUUUUCCCACAACAUAUAUAUAUAGUCUUAAUUGGAUUAUCCAGAGAAUAGUGCUCGAUACUGUGGUAGAGCACAAUAUGUAUGUGUGGGAAAAAUCACAAGACUACUUCAUCUCUACAGAACUGUUUCAUGAGGGGUUCUCUCAAUCAUCAGAUUUUUUUUUUUCCUGACGAUUGAGGGAACCCCUCAUGAAACAGUUCUGUAGAGAUGAACUAUUCUUGUGAUUUUUCCCACAACAUAUAUGUAUAUAGUCUUAAUUGGAUUAUCCAGAGAAUAGUGCUUGAUACUGUGGUAGAGCACAAUAUGUAUGUGUGGGGAAAAAUCACAAGACUACUUUAUCUCUACAGAACUGUUUCAUGAGGGGUUCUCUCAAUCGUCAGGAGAUUUUUAUUUUUUUUUUCCUGACGAUUGAGGGAACCCCUCAUGAAACAGUUCUGUAGAGAUGAACUAGUCUUGUGAUUUUUCCCACAACAUAUAUAUGUCUUGAUUGGAUUAUCCAGAGAAUAGUGCUCGAUACCGUGGUAGGGCGCAAUACGUAUGUGUGGGAAAAAUCACAAGAUUACUUCAUCCCUUGAGGGAACCCCUCAUGAAACAGUUCUGUAGAGAUGAAGUAAUCUUGUGAUUUUUCCCACACAUAUAUAUAUACAUAUAUAUAUAUAUACAUACCUGUCUAGCUAAUGUGACGCCCACAUUGUGGGUCAUGUUCAACUGGAAAAGCACAGCUCCUGCUGUUUCCCCUCAAGACAUCCUACUUCCUGUUUGCUCCGAAAUGGCGUUGACUUUUCCGUCUUUUUUCGUCGCCGUUUUUGCCUAUAAUGUUGGCAGAGAAAAGAGGUGGAGCCAAGCACAACUUAUCGUUUUUAACUGCGAGGACACUUUUUCCGUCUUAUCUUCAGUAAAUGUCUGUCUCCUUCCUCCUCACUCACGCUGUCCUUCCUUCGUCUUUGUUGUGAUAGCCAGAUGCUUAUUUUCAAAAAAAGAAAAGGAUAAAAAAAAAGUGUAUUAAACGAAUAAACCAGCAAUUCAAGUUUGGGUAGUCGGAGUUGGACGUCGCUUGGAAGGAGGGGGGGGCGGUGUGAGCGUUUGUCCGUGUAAAUAGUCUCCUUUUCUGACUGCGCUGGGGAAAGUGCGGUGUUUGGGGGCGCUCCCUAUGUAGCCAGGGGACAUUUUGUACCACGGUGUAUGCAUCGUUGAGGUCAACUGUGGACGCCGCGCCUGUGCAUCGGUGGGGGAAUCUUUUUACAUGGUGUAUGAAAGCAUCACAGGCUUUUUUUUUUCUUGUCAGUUUGGGCAUUCACACAUUUCCGAUGACUUCUAAAGGGAGGAACGCAAAGUUUUUGAUCAGAUUGCUAUAGCUACUAAUGCCAUUCCGGACGUUAUUUGUACGAAGAUCCUAAAGACAAGCAGUGUUAGGAUGGUCUCGAGUGAAGGUGCCUGUCAGUCAACCAAGGUAUUUUGUUUCGGUUUUUUUUACAUCCAAUUUUUGCUCAUCAAAAACGUAGCGCCACCUUGUCAUUCACGCGCUUGUCCUCGCCGUCUGCUGAACCUGUUGUUCCCUUCAGCCUUCAUCGCCCCUCUGUGCUUUCUUCCUCAUCAUUCCGAUCUUCUCGCCAUUCUGCUUUAUGUACCGUAGGAAUCAUGUUAUUUGCAAGUGGAGCGUGCAGACCAGUUUUGUGCAAUUCAUCUUGAAAUUUUUUUGUUUCGGUAUGGUUUUGUUAUUUUACAAAAUGGAAUAAAGAUAGCAUAUGCAUAUUGACACCGUGUCAAAAAUUUAAACAAAAAAGAAAAAAAAAUGCAGCAUUCUCAGAUGUUAGGACCUGAAAUCAUCUCCUGUCAGCACUUCAUCUGUACUGAUGACUCUGCAGAUUCAAUAAAAAUGUCAUUUUUCUCAA
Nerophis ophidion (straightnose pipefish) is the source of this 3529-nucleotide messenger RNA. It is a transcript of the gene lasp1, whose product is annotated as LIM and SH3 protein 1. Lineage: Eukaryota; Metazoa; Chordata; Actinopteri; Syngnathiformes; Syngnathidae. Gene Ontology annotation, cellular component: focal adhesion. The record is from RefSeq and is a predicted model, not a curated record. Gene Ontology annotation, molecular function: actin filament binding. The transcript has 7 exons. The coding region runs from base 285 to 980 and encodes 231 amino acids.